Messenger RNA from Ilex paraguariensis (yerba mate), 477 nucleotides. The record is from the annotation of a GenBank genome assembly. Lineage: Eukaryota; Viridiplantae; Streptophyta; Magnoliopsida; Aquifoliales; Aquifoliaceae.
AUGCAUAUAAGCAUUCCCUUGUUGCACUGGCAUUUUUGUCAAGGUUUGAUGUGUUUCUUAUGUCGUGAUCAUGUUUAUGUUUGCAAUCUGAGCACCCAAGAAUUUUUAGAAGUUCCAUAUUCCAUUAAGCUUCGUAGUGUUCGUAAUUUUGCUCUUGGGUAUUUGCCCUCCACUAGUGAAUAUAAGAUCGUUCAUUGGUUUAGGGAAACUGAUAGCAAUGACGUCCAACAGUUAGUGUGUCAAAUUUUUACUAUAAAAGAAGGAGGAUCAAAUGCUCAAGGUUCUUGGAGAGUCAUCGGAAAUUCCCCUGAUUUUUGCUGGGGUAGUGGAUUCCCAAUCAGCUUGAAUGGAUCAAUUUAUUGGUUUGGAAAUGACCACAGAAAUAAUGGAGACCCUAUGAACAUAUAUACUUUCGAUUUGGCUACAGAAGAAUACAAAACUGUUGUGUCCCCUAACUUAUUCAGGCCCUUCCCGUGA